Messenger RNA from Acipenser ruthenus (sterlet), 5474 nucleotides. It is a transcript of the gene ece2a, whose product is annotated as endothelin converting enzyme 2a. The record is from RefSeq and is a predicted model, not a curated record. NCBI's taxonomy places the organism in Eukaryota, Metazoa, Chordata, Actinopteri, Acipenseriformes, Acipenseridae. The transcript is spliced from 3 exons. Gene Ontology annotation, molecular function: S-adenosylmethionine-dependent methyltransferase activity. The coding region runs from base 234 to 962 and encodes 242 amino acids.
CUGAGUUGUUCGUGUUGUCCGCUUUUGGGGGUUCUGUCUAGCAGUGUCAAUUUGUACUGCAAAAGGUCGCUGCCUUUGUUGCCAGUUUUUUGCUCAGAUCUACAGAGGGAGGUGCUGUUCUGUCAUCAGAGCGUCCCGUGCAGCUCUUUGUGUCUGCUCACGUGUGGAAUCGCGGCGUUGUGCAACACCGGUAAUACAGGAAAGCAGCACAUUUUAUCAAACAAGAACUGACAAUGGAGCAUUUGCCCGAUAGCAACUCCAGAUACAAAGACGUGGAUUACUGGGACGAGAGGUACAAGCACGAAGAGUCGUUCGAGUGGUUUGGGAAUUUCUAUAACUUCAAACACUUACUGGAGCUGCAUGUGGGCAAAGAAGACAGGAUACUGGUGCUCGGCUGUGGGAACAGUUCGAUGAGCUCCGACAUGCACAGCUGUGGCUUCACCUCCAUCACCAACAUCGACUACUCUGCAGUGUGCAUCGAGGCCAUGGCAGCGCGGCACAGAGGCUGCCCAGGAAUGGACUGGCAUCAGAUGGACGCCCGCUCACUAACGUUUGCAGAGGGCAGCUUUGACGUGGUGCUGGAGAAGGGAACGCUGGACGCCAUGAUGGUGGAGGAGAAAGACCCCUGGCGCGUGUCUCCGGAGACCAGCGAGAUGGUGCAGCAGGUUCUCAAGCAGGUGAGCAGGGUGCUGAAGCCGGGCGGGCGAUUCAUCUCCAUCACCUUCGCUCAGCCUCAUUUCCGUAAGCAGCAGUACGCGCGGGAGGAGUUCGGCUGGUCUGUCCGUCACGACACCUACGGCAGUGGCUUCCACUACUUCCUGUACGUCAUGACCAAGGGGGAGGCCCUGUCCCCAGAGGAGCGAGUGCUGCAGUCGAGGCUGGACGAGGGAGAGGGUCUGCAGCCCCCCCCGACCCUGCAGAUCCCAGACACUGAGGACUUCCUCAACAAUAUCCAGGUCUGAGGCACAGGGGCCUCCAGAGAUAUCAGAGAUAUGCAAUUCCCACCGAACAGAGAUACUACAGGAGGGGUGUCCAUGUCUCACCUGAAGGACCCCAUCACCCCUGACCAGGACUAGGAGAAAUCAAGCAGAAUCAGUCAGAAGUACAAUUGUGAUGUCCAUCAAAAUAAACAUUAACUGAAAGUAAAAUAGAAUAUUGCAAAACGUUUUUCAAAAUUAGUAUUCUUCCCUAACUAAGAUGGUUCAAACCCCAUCACAGACCAGCUUCAACAUGCAUGUGGGGGUUGACAUGCCCAGUAUAAGAAACAGAAUUCCCUGCAUUAUUGAGGGAGAUAUCAUCUGACUGGGUACAGUGUAGCCAUGUGAUUGUCUCAGAUAUGUAAUAUAUUUGUUUGAGUGAAAUGGAAAAUGAAGACUGAAGUGAUUCAUUGGCUUAAAUAUAGCCGUGCUGAACUGUGGCUGUGAGGCGAAAAGCCAUUAAUAAACCACAAAUCAUUUCUUUUUAAUUCUCUACUCAAAUGUAAUUACAGUCUAUUUUUAAGACAGAAAAUGAGACUUUUUUACUUGCAUUUUCUAUCCAUGCUUUUUAAAACUUGUACAAUGUGUUCAUUGUUUUUAAAGAGAUGACGUGUUUAUAAUUAUGCAGAGAACUGCACCAUUGCAAAACAAGUCAGAAUCUAUGAAAUCCAGCUUCAUUUUCAGACUGCUUUUUGUUUUUUGUUUUUAUUACCGUGUUACCAUAUUGUCUUCCUGUUCAACAGAUGUUUCACCCAAUAGUGCCUAAUUUGAGAACUACAAGUGUUGAGAAGAAAGCUCACACAGAGCUGAGACAUUUUUACACGCUCCGUAACUGCUGGGAACAUCAACAGAAAUUGAGUGUUCGAGGACAUUGAAAAGAUGUGCUGUGUGAAUGCAGAGAUGAGGAGUAUCGUACAGCAUUGUGCUGUGUAUGAAUGCAGAGAUGAGGAGUAUCGUACAGCAUUGUGCUGUGUGUGAAUGCAGAGAUGAGGAGUAUCGUACAGCAUUGUGCUGUGUGUGAAUGCAGAGAUGAGGAGUAUCGUACAGCAUUGUGCAGUGUGUGAAUGCAGAGAUGAGGAGUAUCGUACAGCAUUGUGCUGUGUGUGAAUGCAGAGAUGAGGAGUAUCGUACAGCAUUGUGCUGUGUGUGAAUGCAGAGAUGAGGAGUAUCGUACAGCAUUGUGCUGUGUGUGAAUGCAGAGAUGAGGAGUAUCGUACAGCAUUGUGCUGUGUGUGAAUGCAGAGAUGAGGAGUAUCGUACAGCAUUGUGCAGUGUGUGAAUGCAGAGAUGAGGAGUAUUGUACAACAUUGCAUUGAAAAUAUGUGUGUGUGAAUGCAGAGAUGAGGAGUAUCGUACAGCAUUGUGUAGUGUGUGAAUGCAGAGAUGAGGAGUAUCGUACAGCAUUGUGUGUGUGUGAAUGCAGAGAUGAGGAGUAUCGUACAGCAUUGUGUAGUGUGUGAAUGCAGAGAUGAGGAGUAUCGUACAGCAUUGUGCAGUGUGUGAAUGCAGAGAUGAGGAGUAUCGUACAGCAUUGUGCAGUGUGUGAAUGCAGAGAUGAGGAGUAUCGUACAGCAUUGUGUGUGUGUGAAUGCAGAGAUGAGGAGUAUCGUACAGCAUUGUGUAGUGUGUGAAUGCAGAGAUGAGGAGUAUCGUACAGCAUUGUGUGUGUGUGAAUGCAGAGAUGAGGAGUAUCGUACAGCAUUGUGCUGUGUGUGUGAAUGCUGAGAUGAAGAGUAUCGUACAGCAUUGUGCAGCAGCAGGAGGAGGAGGCUGGGAAGCUGCUCCUGGGCUUCCUCGAGAGGAGCUUGGAAUCGGGUUGGUUGGUGGAGCAGCAGGUAUAGAAAAUAGAGGCUGUGAAAGAAUGGGUUAUUCACUCAGGAUCAACAUUCAGCAAAGUCCUGAAGAUAGCUCUGUUGCAGAUCAAAACAUUUAAUACUGAUCUAGCUAGAGAAUCUGUGUCGGCACCAUGCUUUAGAUGCCUUACAGAGAAAAUAAGAAAUAGUUUGCUGUUUUGCAAUCUCUGUUUGUAGCCUGUCUGUUUCUGAACUGUAAAGGAUUUGUAACGUCCUCUGCUGUGUGGCUGGCAUGCUUUAAAAAAAAAAAAAAAAAAAACCUGCUCCCAUCAGAGAACGUACCAGAAUAUUCUGUGCUUGUUCUUUAUCACGCUGGCAUGUGAGCAUCACUGGAAAUGUUAGAUCUUUCCAAGUGGCUUUACUCCCAAAACAGCAGCUGCAGGCUAGAUUCAGUGCAGGUUAAUGAAGGUGAGCACUGGGCUUAUACAGAGCAGGUAAUCUGCAUUGAACGGCACACAGGUAUCUCCUGCACACUGAGCGCACAGUCCAGUUGCAUCCUGAAGAUACAGGGUGUGGCCACAUUAUUAGGAAGUGUCGAGCAAUACAUGGUAGAGGACACAUCAUGAGACAACCUUAUGCAAAAGCGCUGGUCACUGCUGGAACAUUGCCUGCAGGACUAGGACAGCUGACCUAACACUGAAUACACAGGGACUGGUGCACCUGAACAGUGAGCAGGCACUGAGACAGGGUGAAUCUUUAUUAAUAGAGGAGCACUCUGCAGUGCAGACCAAACAUCCCUACAGCCAAUGUGAAAAUGAAAUACGAAUAGUCAAUGUGUCAAAGGCAGUGUGGAAGUAUCAGCCCAGCCCAUUUAAAGGAUGCCAUCUGUGCAGUGGCUCUCUGUGAGAAAGCUGCAUUCUGCCGUAGUUACGGUCCUGUCUCCUUGAUGGUUUCCAUGUGUAUCUGAAAAAACACUGCAGGGCCCAUCGCCGUGGUCUAAGAAUCCUUUUGAUCGUCAUUUAAUUUCUCCAUCUCCAAGUUUCAUUACUCUGAGCUGAAUGGUUCUUAGUUUAAAACUUCUAAGAAGCUGGUUGAUUUGAUCAGUCUGUACCCAGCCGAGGUAAACCAUAGCUGAGAGUAUUUUACAGCACAGGGUAACAGCAGAGAUUGCAUCAACCACCUCCGUGGGGUCUGUGUUAGAACUAGCCCUGCGUAGACACCAGAACAAUGCAUAUUUUGUUUAUGUGUAAUGUACAGUAUGUGCAGGUCAUGUUAGCAUCCUCAGAUAAGCACCAUCAAGAGGCAUUUCUUACAGCAAGGUGAAUAACCUGAGGAGAGAAGGCAGACCCCAGUACUGCAUAGCAAACCCAAAACCUUGAUCUGUAAUGAUCAGGCAUUACUGCACCCUGUAAGAUAUUCCCUGUUUCUGUUCCAUGACUAUCCUGCUCUGUAAUGAUCAGGCAUUACUGCACCCUGUAAGAUAUUCCCUGUUUCUGUUCCAUGACUAUCCUGCUCUGUAAUGAUCAGGCAUUACUGCACCCUGUAAGAUAUUCCCUGCUUCUGUUCCAUGACUAUCCUGCUCUGUAAUGAUCAGGCGUUACUGCAUCCUGUAAGAUAUUCCCUUCUUCUGUUCCAUGACUAUCCUGCUCUGAAGCAUUACUGUAUUAAUGAGAUGUUGUGUUUAAGCAUUCGGAUUACAAUGCAGGCGUGAGGAGAGAGAGCACUACUGGCCUGUCCCCCGGCAGCUACCCUGUGUUAAUUGGUGGGCUGCUGACUGGCACGUUGCUGUUGAUUGGGAUCCGAGCUGCUAUCAGAGAUACUGGAGGCUCAACAUGUAGCAAGCUUCCCUCCGGAGACGAGAAGGUCACAGGUGUGGUCCUGUCUGAAUGCAAACAGCUGUGUGUGUGUGUGUGUGUGUGUGUGUGUGUGUGUGUGUGUGUGUGUGUGUGUGUGUGUGUGUGUGUGUGUGUGUGUGUGUGUGUGUGUGCAUUGAAUAGCGGUAGAAUGUUAAGUUAUCGGGUCCAAUGAACGUGGAAAACCAAUCACAUCUGGUUAAAUAAUAAUAUUCAAGAGAAGGGAAGUUUAAGCAUUUUUAAACUCAAUACAAUAAAGUCUUCUUGUCGCCAGCUCCGUAAACACCGGACCACAAUUGAGACACAUUUCUGUCACUUUCUUUCAAACAGAAAGCAUCGUUCUGUUCGGACCAGUGCUCUCUUAGGACAAAAUAGAAAAAUACUGUAGUAUGAGAAAAUAAUAUAUUAUAUACAUCCUAUUAUUAAAAACUGGAAAACACAACAGCUCAGUGAUUCUGUAUGUUCAGACUCUGCUCCUAAUGUUAUUGAAUUUCGAUAUUUUUCUCUUUUAGAUGUUAUAUUUAAAUGUUGCUUACUGACAUUCUAGUAAUCUGUUAACCCUCCUAUAGUUUCCAAUCAAAUAAUAUGACUUUGUUUUAUAUUAUAUUCAUUAAUAUUGUAUUCAUAUUUGUGUUUAUUACACGUUUUGCAUUUUGGCACAUUCCUUUCCAUAUAUGUAUUAUGGAACAGUACAGUAUAUUAUGUAAUAAUCGCGGUCCCAGCAGUACAAUCCUGGAGAAUUGUAAUAAACAUUUUAUUUUUCGAUGACAGAGAGUACCGUCGAUACAGAGUCUCAUAUCUGUGUGUGUAAUUGACAACUCGCAAACACCUAUAAACUUUUUUUUUUUAAA